GCGCUCGCCGCCGCGAUGUUGCCGAGCCAGGCCGGAGCCGGGAACGGCGCCGCCGCCGCGCUGGCCCGCGGCUCGGGACUGGGCCGGGCGCCGGUGCCGCGUGGGGCGAACGGCGGCGGGGCGGCGGCGGGGCCGCCCGGGGGCCGCCUGGAGCGGGAGGCGCUGUACAGCGGCAGCGAGGGCGACUCGGAGUCGGCCGAGGAGGAGGAGCUGGGCGGCGAGCGGCGCGGCGUGAAGCGGGGCCUGGCCGAGGCGGCGGCGGCGGCGGGGCCCGCGGCGGGAGCGGCGGCGGCCGCCUACAGCGGCGGCGGCGGGGGCGGCGGGGCCGUGAGCGGCGCCAAGCCCGGGAAGAAGACGCGGGGCCGGGUGAAGAUCAAGAUGGAGUUCAUCGACAACAAGCUGCGGCGCUACACCACCUUCAGCAAGAGGAAGACCGGCAUCAUGAAGAAGGCCUAUGAGCUCUCCACGCUGACUGGCACCCAAGUCCUGCUGCUGGUGGCCAGCGAGACGGGCCAUGUGUACACAUUCGCCACGCGGAAGCUGCAGCCCAUGAUCACCAGUGAGACGGGGAAGGCGUUGAUCCAAACGUGCCUCAACUCCCCAGACUCACCCCCGCGCUCGGACCCGACCACUGACCAGCGCAUGAGUGCCACGGGCUUCGAGGAGACGGACCUCACUUACCAGGUGUCCGAAUCGGACAGCAGUGGGGAGACCAAGGACGCACUGAAACCAGCGUUCACUGUCACCAACCUGCCGGGGACAACGUCCACCAUCCAGACAGCCCCCACCACCUCAACCUCUAUGCAGGUCAGCAGUGGCCCAUCGUUCCCCAUCACUAAUUACCUGGCGCCAGUGUCUGCCAGCAUCAGCCCCAAUGCAGUCACCAGUGCCAACGGGACAGUGCUGAAGACUACUGGAGCCAGUGCAGUGACAUCUGGGGGCCUCAUGCCGAUACCCACCAGCUUCACCCUCAUGUCAGGUGCUUCCCUUUCUCCGGGGACCCCUACCAUUCCUCUCACUCAGUUACAGCCGCACUCCCUGGCUCUUUCCAGCCAGCAGGGCCAGGUGGUCACGGGUACGGCUGGACCGCUGCAGCAGGCACAACAGACAGUCUUCCGCUUCCCUGCCAGAGCUGGAGGGCAGAUCGUGUCGCUGACAGGUGGUACCAUGGCUCAGCAGGUCCCAGUCCAGGCGAUCCAGGUGCACCAGGCACCGCAGCAAACGUCUCCCUCUAGUGACAGCAGCACUGACCUUACCCAGACCUCUUCCAGCGGAACAGUGACCCUCCCAGCAACCAUCAUGACGUCGUCUGUGCCAACCACUGUGGGUGGCCACAUGAUGUACCCCAGCCCGCACGCGGUGAUGUACGCGCCCACAUCUGGCCUUGCGGACGGCGGCCUUGCAGUCCUCAACGCGUUCUCACAGGCACCCUCAGCGAUGCAGGUGUCCCACGGCCAGGUCCAGGAUCAGGGUGGCGUCCCCCAAGUGUUCCUGACAGCCCCAUCAGGCACCGUUCAGAUCCCAGUCUCAGCUGUCCAGCUUCACCAGAUGGCGGUCAUUGGGCAGCAGAGCAGCAGUGGCAGCAGCCUGACGGAGCUGCAGGUAGUAAACUUGGACACCUCACAUGGCGUCAAGAGUGAGUGACUGAGAGGCCUCUGCUGCCGGCCUUGUGCUAUCCCCUGGCUUGCCAUGCCAGUGCUGGGGCUGGUGGCAAUUCUUUCUCGUACAGACUGCACCAGUUAUUUAUUGUUGCCUUUUCACGUUUCCUUCAUCCACACGUGCACACACACACAAACACACACACAUGCACCCACACACACACACAUAGGGCACGCGUGUGGGGCUGCAGGACCCACCUGGGGUGGAGCUAUGCUGGGGCCAUGCAGGGCUUGGGGGCAUUAGGGUGCUGUGAUAGCUGUGCUUGUCUCACGCCAGCCAAAGAAACUUGAGGGGAGGAUUGCUCUGUGCUGCAUAUAAAUACUGCGGGGCAUUCCCAGCUGGAGGCUUUGGCUCCUUCUGGGCACUCCUAAGACACCUUGCCCAUGAGCGUUUGCUCUGCAUGGGGCUCAGAUCAAACCCAGAGCUGUCCUGCAGGUGCAGUUUGGAACAGAGUGGGGCAAGGCUGUGCUGCUGGCCUCAGCAAUGUGCCUUUGUGGGGGUGAUGGGUCCUGGCUGCAGCAACUUGCCCUGGGCUCUGGAUAGGGGAGAGUGGCCAGCUUGCAUGUGCAUCUCUGGUUGGGUCUGCAGCACAUGGCCCCAUCCUCCUCGUAUGCACUACGGUGAGCCCUCUGCCCUCAGUGCCUCCUCGCUGGGCUGCCUGGCAGACUUGCAGCCUGACUGGCUCUGCCCAGUGGCUGCCCUUGCACAGCUGAGGUGGUCAGUGGACACCCAGGAGCACCGUGAUGCCCGAGAGAGCUCCUGGGGGGCUCUGCGGCCAGCCCAGUCCCACACUCUCCUCUCAGCCCUCACACUGCUUGCGGACUCCGUACACCCAGGGAAAUGUGGUCAGGUCUUUCCCACAUCCUCCUGGAGCUCCAGCCAGCGCUUUCUAAGUUCAUCUGAUGCAAGGUGGAGAAACAACUCAAGUGUCAAAGGGAAGAGCCCAUGGGGCACUGAGCUGCUGGGCACGUGGCAGGCUCUUGCUCUGAACACCAGGGUGGCCUGCAGACCAUCCUGGGCUGCGGAGGGAUGGCUGCCAUGCCUGUGUGGGCUCAGCAAAGCUGGGGGAGAAGGGCUGGAGCAUGCAUGGUCCUGCAUGGGAGUUGCUGUGAAUGGCUCUGCUACCUAGCCCUGUCCCUGGAGGGAAAGUGAGCAAGUGAGAGAAGCUGCUGAACCCUUAAGGGGAAGAAGCAGCUACUGUAACUUUUUUUUUUUUUUUUUUUUUUUUAAGUUAAAGACAAAAGAAGCCUUGGAGAAAAAAAAAAAGAAAAGAAAAAAAAAAAAAGAAAAUUACUUUAUUUUUCUAAGUGUUAAACUCAGUAUUUAUGUAAUUCUUUGAGGAAUAAAAGUUUGGCUCCUGUACAGUUUUCAUGGGGUUUGUACCAGGGGGAUGGGAGAGGGGUGGGGGGGCAUGGAGGCAGGAAAGGGGCCUUGCUUUUGAGUUUGUAUUGUAACCUUGGACAUGUUCCCUCAGCAUUAGCGUUUAAGCUGCGCUCUUCACCCACCAGCAUGUGCCAGGGAUCAAGCUUCACCCAGUGGGAUGCUUGUUUCCCACUUAGCUGUACUGAGGACUCCAUACCCAUCAUUUUGGGCUUAAUGGGCAGAAGGCAAGUUGAAGAAGUGGCUGGCCUCGAAGUGGGAAACCCAUCCCUUGGGAGCAGGGGGCUUGCAGUGUGCCCAGCAGCUGGAGAUGGGCUGGGUUUUCUUAUGGCUGUCCUGUUCGCCUCUAGCUGUGGGACCUGCAGCUGCUCUGACAUAGCUCUUGGUGUGGAGCAGUGCUACCUGUGACUGCCUAAGGGAUAUGGGCAUCCCCACUCCUCCCUAGGAGGUGAGUGGCCAGCAGUAGCUGAUCACUGCUCUCCCCGCUCACUGUGCAGGUAGCAACUCCUAGCUGACGAUCUGGGCUGUAGUUCUUCCUAUAUAGCUGUUCCUUAGUGCACAGAUGUAGACAGGUCCCACCCAAGCCCUCUCUGCAAAGAGCCCUUGGUCUGUUAUGCAGCGUGGAAAGGGCUCGUGGGGAGUGGGGUGGCCCCUCCGGUGAGAGUUACAUUUUGUGCUGCCUCCCCUUGGUAUCCUUGCUCUAAGAGUGAUGUAUACCCUGCAGCUUGGAGCAUGUGAGAACGCUGUGCCAUACCCCAUUGCUAGGUCUGUGAAAGCUGCUCAGUGAUGCUUCCAAAACAAGGCUGGGUAGCUAGGUAGCAUCCAGGGAGGAGGAUGGGGUUGGGGUUCGCAUUAUCCUUUGCCCCAGCACAUCGCUGUGGCCUGGCUUUACUCUGCUUUGCUUGUGCUAGCGCUGCGGAGCAGAGCGGUUGGGCUGGGUUGGCAGGAGUGCCCCUGCUGCUCCAGGGUGUCUGGCUGCAUCCCCUCCCUGGUUCCCCAAAGGCAACUGCUGGUUAAACGCUAAUGGUGUAUUUUAUUUAAGUACCGACUUGUAAGAACACUUGUGUAUCAGGGAUGAAAUGGCAUUUAUUGUGUGGUGACAUUUUAGUUCAUUUUACUGGUUUGAGGGUUGUGUGUGUGUGCGUGUGUGUGUGUGCGCGUGUGUACGCAUAAGUGUGUGUGGGAUUUUUUUUUUCCCCUCCAGUUUCCAGGGUUGUGUUUCUGGAAGGAUGUGGAAGUAAUCACAGUACUAUGUACAGAGCUUUCUUUUGUAUUAAAAACAAAAAAAAUACUCUUUCAAUAAAUGUUAUCAUUUUGUGCACA
Messenger RNA from Neopsephotus bourkii (Bourke's parrot), 4362 nucleotides. It is a transcript of the gene SRF, whose product is annotated as serum response factor. The transcript has 8 exons. Gene Ontology annotation, biological process: positive regulation of transcription by RNA polymerase II. Lineage: Eukaryota; Metazoa; Chordata; Aves; Psittaciformes; Psittacidae. The coding region runs from base 16 to 1644 and encodes 542 amino acids. Gene Ontology annotation, molecular function: protein dimerization activity; serum response element binding; DNA-binding transcription factor activity, RNA polymerase II-specific. The record is from RefSeq and is a predicted model, not a curated record.